Heterostelium album PN500 is the source of this 12225-nucleotide messenger RNA. It is a transcript of the gene dnapkcs, whose product is annotated as DNA-dependent protein kinase subunit. Gene Ontology annotation, cellular component: nucleus. Lineage: Eukaryota; Evosea; Eumycetozoa; Acytosteliales; Acytosteliaceae. Gene Ontology annotation, molecular function: DNA-dependent protein kinase activity; protein binding. The transcript has 14 exons. Gene Ontology annotation, biological process: double-strand break repair via nonhomologous end joining; telomere maintenance. The record is from RefSeq and is a predicted model, not a curated record. The coding region runs from base 1 to 12225 and encodes 4074 amino acids.
AUGUUUAAAAAUAUGAAUAAUGUUGAUAGUAUCUAUCAAAGAAUUGAUGGAUAUCUAGUUAAAUUACAUCAGUCGGUUGGUGGUACUACUUCUACUUCUACUACUGCUACUACUGCCACUGCUGCUAUAACCAGUGCUAGUGGUGGAAAUAGUAAUAACUUCUCGGCAAUCGAUAAAGAUGCGUUCGGUGCUAAUAAACACCAAGGAUAUGAUCAAGCUGAAAACCAGUAUACUCAACCUCAUCUCGAAACUGAUCAAAUCGUUCAAGUUGCAAGUGGCCGACUAUGUCGUACCGAUCAAGAAUUGUUAUUACAAUUUACAUGUGGAAAGUUAACACAAACAGUUAAAGCAGAGUUGCUGGAAACCGUUGGAUUGUUCACAGAGUAUUUCACUGGAAUCAUGUUUGAUAAGAGUGCCCAGUUGAUAUCGAUAUUCAUGGAGACACUCGGUAGUCAGCUAAAGUCAAAGACACCAGAGACUUUUCUCAUCAAAUCAUCACUCCUCGGUUUAAAUAGUUUAUUAUUAAACUUUUCAUCUGAUUUCAUUUCUGGAUCAUCAAAGAAUGUACAAUUAUUAUAUCAAUAUCUUUAUAUAUGUUUGGAUCCAGUUUCAUCGAGUCAGAGAUUCGAUAUUCCUAGAGCGGCAAUGAUGGUUGUACAAAGACAUACCUCGCUUUUCAAACAGUAUCUAACGGAGCAGAGUGAGAAGUUCUUUGCUCGUCUCGAGGAAUGGUGUAAACAUAUCAACAAGAAGAAUCGUGAUCUUGCAUUCAACACAAUCGAUUCAUUCCUUCAGCAAAUAGCAAACGAACUAACCGUCGGUAAUCGUAGUAUAGAAAGUGAUCAAGCAACAUUCAAAUAUUUCAUUAGAAAGUUUUAUUCUAUCUUUGAAAAUAACAAUAGUACACCAUUUGAUAUCUCGAUUGCCAUUCGUGGUUGUGGUAGAUUCGCAGCACCCGUAAAAGCAUUCAUCGGAGAAUGGGAAUUGAAAUCACUUCUCGGUUCACUAUUCAAAUUUUCAGAGAAAUUAAUGGUUGUUAAACUAGAGAAUAUAGAUGAAAUAGUUAUGCAUUUAUCAAGUUUUAUCAAUGCUUUCUCAAAUAUUUUGUUUGAGAUUAAAGAUAUAGAGUAUUGGUAUAUGGAGCAUUUGGAACAGGCAGUUGCAACCUAUUUCAUUAUAUUCCCAUACUUAUUUACGGUGCAACGUGAGCGAUACUAUAGUGCUGUCAAUAGGUUGUUAUCAUCGCUCUAUCAUAGACCAGAGUUUUUAAAGACGCUGCUCGGACGUAUUGUAAGACAAGGUUUACUGAUCACCUUCUCGAAACCACACGAAGCGUUACUCCCACAUCUAAACACCGGUGACACACCUUGGUAUGAAGUAUACAAAGAGGUGUGGUAUCAUCUAUUGCAUCCGAAACCAUCUGAUAUUUCACGUGGUAUUCAAAUGGAAGUGGAACAACAUGUUGUACAACAAGUAAAACAAGAAGAAGGUGAAAAAGAAAAAGAGAAAGAGAAAGAUAGUAUUUCGAUAUCAACAUCCGAAGAUAUUAUACAGUUACUUUAUAAUGAAAUAGUUCAAACAAUGAUAACUUUCAUUCGUAAAUUGGACUUGAGUUAUUCGACUAAAGAGGAGGAAGAAGAACGUCAGGAGAAAGAGAAAGAGUUAAAGAAACAACAGGUUAAAGAUAAAGACAAAGGUGGAGAAGAGGAAAAGGAGGAGGAGGAACAACAAGAAGAAGAGGAUGUUACUAUGGAAGAUCAACAACAGGAUGGAUUGUUUAAUAUUGGUGAGGAUACGCUGAAACCAUCAACACCCAAGGAUAUAGAGUUGUUCUUGAAUCUUGUGGAAUUCUCAAAGUUAUUCCUUGCAAGACAACAUACGAAUUUGUUGACUCGUUGGAUCUAUAUCUUUGGCAAAGAGAUCAUCUUUGGCUCGAGAAAGUAUCCUCUUAUCUCUGGAUUCUACAAAUUACUACAUGUAUUAUUAAAGGUUGCCAAGAAAGUCAAUUAUUUCGGAUUCAUCGAUGGAUCAAACAAAUCAUCUUCUUUAGAUGCCAAUGGUGGAGAGGAUGAUAGUAUGGAGAUUGACAGUGGUAAAAGUUCAAUACCGGCAGACGAGUUAGAAAACAAGAGAAAUUGUUUCAAACUGUUUGCCAAGUUCUUGAAGGAGGUGGAAGCUGCCUCAACGCAAUAUAAAGAUGAGCUGCUUGCUUCGGUGAUCCAGUUGCUGCUCUCGGUGCCAAAGCAAUUGGUGAAUAUUCCAGUGUUGAUUCCGACGCUCUCCACUGCCUUCCGAUUGGGUCUUUCCUAUUUGAAACUCGGACACGUCGGUCUGAAUACCAUUGAAUAUUGGCUGAGUGUAUUGCCUGAGGAAGUGGAUGCUCAUCUUUAUGCUAUACUGCCGGCACUGUCCGACUACUUUUUAAUCUCUACAACCAAUACCUCCAGCUCCAACCAGGAAUCGGCCAACUCGAAAACUGGCAUGUUGAUGGGACGUGGCGCUGCACCGAGGAUGAAUACUAAAUCCAUUGAUUUCGUAGAUCCUAAGCUGCUGGCACAGCGGACCGUUGUCGAGGAGAUGCAAACUAGGGUGAUAAGAAUUCUCGGUAAGCUCGGUGGACAGAACUACCAUUUGAUGGGUAGCGUCAACUUGAUGGCGCCGGGCACAGAGAGUGGCGUCGCCUGGGAUACAAUCUCGCGUAUUCAACUUCAGAUUCCACUGGGUGAUCUCAAUGGUGUUUCAAUCUAUCUCGACAGUGUAUUGCCUGUAAUCGUUACGCUGGCAACACGUUCAACACAUCGACAAACCAAGGUAGUUGCAUGUGAGUUGCUUCACUCCAUCGUUUUGUAUAUGGUUGGAACGAAUAGCGGUGGAUCUUUCCAUAGGUUGUAUCGUCGUGUCUUUCCAGCGUUGCUGAGAUUGGCUGUCGACGUUGAGGUCGUAGCAAGACAGUUAUUCUCACCGUUAAUUAUGCAACUGGUUCAUUGGUUUACCAAGAAUGUUCGUGCUGAGAACGAUGAAACAAUGGCAUUGCUCAACUCGAUUAUCGACGCUGUCAACGGUGAGGACGGUGCACUUCGUGAGUUUGGUGCGCGUGCCCUCGGUGAAUUCGCAUCGUGGUCACUCAAGCAUGCACCAACAACGAAAUCAACAGCCAACGAAGCAAGAUCCGCUUUCAAUUUCAAGUCAUUACUGAAGCGUGUCUACUCACUUGCCGCACAUCCUUCAGCACAGACGAGAAUGGGAGCAGCAGCGUCGUUACUCUCGCUGAUUCGCGUGAUGCGAGAAGACGACAAUCUCAUUAGUGUCUUCCUCUUUGAGAUCGCACAUCAAGUACUGUUGUCAAUGAGAUUGUGUGGCGCUGUUGCAGAUGAAGGAGACGACACCACUACUCUCGAAGUGGAAGUCGGUGAGAAACUGCAGGCGGUUAUCGACGCCGUUGUCCGUGUCAUAGAGAGACGAGCGGAGCUGUUGAAUCGCACCAAUAACAAUCGUAGAGAGCACAAAGAUCUCGCGGAUUUCGUUGGUUGGGUAUUCGGCGAGGUUGGACGUAUGGAGCGUCGCGUUAGAUUCACUUCGAUCGCACUGUUUGGCAGAGUAGUUCAGCUGCUUCCCGGACAGAAGCGCGCCAACAUUUGGAUACAACAUCAAGUGAAACAACAUGGACUCGCUGCGCUGAUAAAGAUGGCAGAACCACCACAAACCGCAAGUGCUAUGCCACCCAAGCUCGAUGGCAACAAUCAUCGACAUGUUGAAUUCUGGAUGCGACGUCUACAGGCAUCGUUGGCAGUGUACAUAUGGUAUUUCGGUGAAGGAUUUACCGAUCCCGUUGCCAUCUCUAAAGACGGUUCGUCGCGAAUCAUAAGUAAUGCAUUCUAUGUGUUUUUGAGUGAGUAUGCAUUGGUGGAUCAGAGUCAUCCGGCAAUGGCAUCGCUUACUCCACGUGAGAUAGACCAAUUCAUGACGCUAAAGUGUCAGACACUCGAACAUGUCUAUGCUCUCUUCUCAAUGUUGCUAGAGAAGUAUAACUACUCACAGGUAAUGGAAACCGGUGGUUUACAAUUGCUACGAGUUGUCGGUGUUAGUCUAUUGACACCUGCAGUUGUUGGCUAUAGAACUAUUGACAACAACAACAACGCUAGCAACAGCGGUAACAACAAACAAGUUAAUGAAUUACCUUUGAACUUGAUAGUGGAUCGUGUUUGUCAAUUGAUUGUUAAUCAAGGUGAUAAAUAUCGUGAUACUUUAAUAGGUUAUCUAGGAGAGAUGAUUAGUAGCAGCAGUUGUAAUCUAGGAGAGAUAGGAGUGUUGAUUACAACCGAAGGAACAGACCGUCUUGUUAGUUUGAUAAAUGGAUAUAAUAUACUUCAGAAACAAUCGAUACUCGAUGUAACAUUGAAGUUUGCCAAGCUAUCGUUGCCGGCAAUGACAUCGACAUUGUUUGACUACUUGAAUGAGCAUGUCGAUAACAUCACACCCGCUCAUCUCAUUGUCUACAAAGAGAUAUUGGUAUUCAUAUUAUCGACAGGUCAUAUUCAACCAUCUAAAUUACUAGAAUAUCUGUUACCACCAAUUAAAGUAUUAACUAAAUCGACCACUACAACUACAACAACAUCAUCAACAAUAACUGAUAAACAAUUAGAAGAAGAAGAAAAGAGACAACAAAAACAAAUUGAACAUCAAUCAAACUUUUACAAGACAUAUCAUUCCGAGUUGAUUGAAUACAUUUCAAAGAACUUUGAAUCGUUCUCACCGCUAUUCAUCGAUAGAAUCGUUCAAACCAAUCAUAUCGAUACUAUACUCAAUGACAUCUGUAUAUACAAACAAACAAUACAAUUUAAUAACACAACUGAUAAGCAAUCAAAGAAGAAUGAUAUGAAAUCAAUUAUGAUACCAUUCCUUAUAAAGAUAUCAUCACAUCUUCUUAAAGAUGUUGGAAAGACAACUGACAAAGAAAACAUCAUUGAAUUCACAAAGAAUUUGAUUAAUAUCGAUACACCAACAUUCUUUGAAACUAAAGAAGGUUAUGACUUUGUAUAUCAACUAUUAAUCAACUAUCUCAAUAGAUCCAACUCUUUGGCAUUUAAGAACAAAGCACUUGUAUUAUUACCCGAUUUAUUAUUAUUCCCAAAGCAUCAUAAUUAUAAUUUAAUUCAAGAGAAACUUAAUGAGAUUGUAGUAUAUGACUUCCCACUUUCAUCUAAAGAUUUAACAAAAGGAUCACCAAUUUAUAAUGAAUAUAUUACUACGAUUGAAAGAUUUUUAAAUACUUUGGAGAUUACUUGUAAUCCAAUGAUUAUCGAUACUUUGUUGCAGGUGUUGAAGGAACAAGAUCACAGUCAUAUCACUCAUAUCAAUCAGUCGAUUGAGAGAUUCAUUGUUCGUACUAAUGACAGUCAAGCCAAGGAAGUGUUCUCUCAUUGCUUUGCUAUGUUUAUGAGUAACGACUAUCAAGAUGAACUAAAGAUAACGUUGAUCGACAAGUUCUGUGUUCCUCUCAUCGGUCACAUGAAACAACAGGUUCUCAUUCAGUUGUUUGCUCAGCAUCUUUCAUCGUUGAUGUCUAUCAUCCAACCGCUUGCACCCAAGUACCUAGCGACUGCAAUCGAACGUAAAUCAUCGGUGGUAGAGAAGAUCUGUUGUUUCAAACUGACCCAACAGUUCUACGAGUCGUUGCCAGCCACUGUCAUACGUGACCAAGUCAACCCUUACUUUACAGGCGACAAACACGAUGCCAAAGGCACGGAAUUGACAGCAGCCAUUAUGAAAGCAGCACAUCUUGCUAAAUCUGAGAAGUUGGCAACCGAUGAACAACAUGUAACACGUGUACUCGCCACCAAGUAUCACGGUGCCGCCUACUCGGCGUUGGCGAGCGUCGUCGCCACCACACAAACCAAAGAAACAUUCUUCCACGUAUUCUUCUUCAAGGAGAACAAAGAGAAGAAUGAAUAUCUCUGGGAGAACAUCAUCGAUCUCGAACAACAAUACAACUUUGAACCGGAAACAAACUUCCAAAUCUCCAGUCAACUCAGUAGCGCUGUCGCCAACAGUCAGUCACGCGACCUCAAAUAUCUAUCUAGUCAAUAUCUUCAAGAUAGUAGUUUAUCUCAAUCUUUAGAUGUAGAUACUAGUUCAUCAACAACUUCUACUUCUACUACAACAACUUCAAAUAAUAACAAUCUAAAGAUUGUUGCAAGUGCAAUGAAUAUGCCGAUUGAACUUGAUAAGAUCAAUAGUAAUCCUUCGAUGCAACCGAUGUUGAAGAUUAUCGAUAUCUAUCAAGAGAGAUUCAGAGAGUCGAUAGAUCAAUCACCUAACGAUAUGCCGAAAUGGAUGAAUGAGUUGUAUCUCAAAGUAAAGAAUGACACUAAUCUUCAUCCAAAUAUUCUUAUCUUCAUAUUGAAGGUGAUAAUCAACCGACAACAAUACUUUUAUCGCUAUCACAAACAAUGGACACCUAUUCUCAUUGAAUACGUCAUCUCUAACCAAACCGGUGGUCAAGGUAUUCACUACUUCAUUCGUGACAUUGCAAUGCUACUCCUAAGCUGGCCAAACAUCUACCAAGAUCAAAAACUAGAUCAAUUAGAUACAUUAUCAAAAUCAAAUAUAUCUAAAUUCAUCAAUUUCUUAAUACAAAACUCUUAUUGUGCAGAUAGACAAAUCUUGAGAAACAAUUUGAAUAUUCUAAAGUUGUUUGUUGAGAGAUGGAAAGGUUUGUUUAGCGUAGAGAAGAAGUCGAUUGUCGAAGCAUUGGCGACACCCGUUACAAACUUUAAGAGUAAAGCAAGACAAGUUCGAUCGACAGCACUCAUUCAACUAUCGAUAUUGUUGAGUAACGGUUAUGCUGCCUACGAUAAAGAGAACGAUAGUGAAAUCUCUGAAUUCAAAUUCUAUCAAAUUCUAAUCGAUUGUCUGACAGAGUACAAAGAACUCUACGAUGCUGCCUCUGAAAUCUGUGGUAUGAUAUUACAAUUCAAUCAUAAACAUAACAUUCAAUCUGUAUUUGAGAAAUUAUUAAAAGAUAAGAUAUCUUCUUUCCUUAGUCAAAGUGAUUAUCAAAGAGCAUUGAAUUGUCUAUACUUUAUUGGAUUACAUCAUCCAUCGUUCAUUCUUCAAUUCCAACUUAAACUACUCAAUAUCCUACCGCAGUUGUCUAAUGAGAUUAGAUUGGUUGCAUUCAAUGUCAUAUAUUGGAUUGCUGAUGAUAUACCAGAGUUAUUUAUCAAAUUGAAAUCUGCAAAUCUAGAUAGUCUUAUUAGAAUAAGAGAAGAACAAACACAAAUUAUCAUUCUAAAGAUUCUAUUCAAAUUGAUAAAGAAUAACUAUACAACCGAUCAAACACUUUUACAAAUUAUCAAUCUUUUAUUAGAUUGUCGUUUCAAUCAAAGUCCAAAUGAAACAUGUAGAUUAUUGUAUUAUGAUAUCUUUAUGUGGAUACAUGAUUAUCUUGAGAAAGAUGUAAUCGAUCAGAAUCAAAUUAGAUUGACUUUAUUGAUAGGUUUGUCAGAUGAUUCCGAAGCGGUAAAGAGAAAGCUGUUGGAAUUCUGGGAUACCAGUAAGGAGUUGUCGCUGUCCACUGUUCAACGAUUGAUGCAACUGUUUGAGAAGAUGUAUACCAAGGAAACGGAAUCACAAUGGCUCGGCUAUUGUUGUAGUUUGCUACUUCAGUUGUGUACGAGAUCGUCGGAUUUCACAAAGCUGCUGUUUGACAAACCACUCUCUGAAUGUACGUUCCGUGAGUACAAUCUAGACGCAUCGUGGCAAAACCGUACAUCCAAUAUGAAUCCACUGUUCAGUUCAUCGCAACUCGAUGAAGAAUCUUCACAGCUCCCUACGUUCGAUGGCGACAACUUUGGACCGCGUGCAACUCAGCUGCCGAUGUUCUCACUGACACAAUCGUCAUUCAGUCAGUUCUACCCGUCGGGAUCUUCUUCUUCCUACUCGGAGCUAUCAUCUUCACAAGAACAAUCUUCUUCGGCAACAACAUCGACAACAUUCAGUGUUGGCUCCGCUCCCGAUUCUUCACAAUCUGGUAAAGCUGGCAACAAGAGAACUGUAAACAAUAAGCCUGAGGAUAAAGCUGGAACUUUCAAGGUACCGGCCAAUAUUGAUCCACGUGUCAUGGAGAUGAGAAACCGAUUCAAGAAGAAGGACAAUCGAACUGACGGUGAGAGAAAUGCUGCUUUCGCUAGGCUGGCCGUAAAGAAGAGUAAGGAUCGGGAUGAAUUGAUGUCGCGUGCCAAACAAGCUCGUGAGAAUCAAGUGACAAUGUUCCGUAAAUAUCGUUCCGGUGAACUUCCAGACAUCCAGAUUAAACUACAGGAAAUUCUACGUCCACUUCAAUCGUUGUGUCAAAUGGAUCACCAUGUCGGUACCUCUGUAUUCUCACUGUUGUUCACAACUAUCUAUCAACAUUGCCCACGUGACCAAGUCAACAAAUUCAAGAGCAGCUGUAAGCAAUCGAUUGAAAAGAUUAUCGAUUCUAACGCUACCAACUCUGCACUCAUUCUCAGUCUGUUGAAGAUUGUGGAGAAGAAUCUCGAGUUGACACCGUCACCCGCCAGUAUCGCGAGUGCAUCGAACGCCAGUGGAAAUCAUCCGAUGGGUAUCAUUGUUAUUGAAUCAAUCAUCGAGUCAUUGCUUCCAACUAAACCAUCGUCGAAACAAUACGCACAGAACCAAGCGACUAUCAGUGAAUCUUGGGAUCAUCUUCGUGAGUUGUAUCACGCGCUGAAAGAAGAGGAUAUCGUACUGGGACUGUUGGAACGACAAAUGGGUGAGUUACCAUAUACCAAACGCGCGUUGGAAGCAGAACUUUCAAACGAUUGGGUUGCCGUACUCAAAGCAUACGACGACGGUAUGGCAGCGUUGGAAUCCGGUCAGCUUGCCAUUACACCAUCGGCACGCGAGACGUCGCUCUGGGAGAACGGACGUCUACAAUGCUACGAGUCACUCAGAGAGUGGAGCAAUUUGAAAGCAAACUUUAUCGCCUAUUAUCCAGGUGGUCCGCAAUCGGUAUUCGAAGAACAAGAUGAAGCAACUCGUCACGAGAUGAUGUCUCACUUUUUGCAAUACAGUUUGAAGGUGAAGGAAAACUGGCCCGAUCUCUACCAGUUCAUGGGCUCGCUGACACCGUCACAACACCAAUAUAUGGAAUCGUCAUUCCCAGGAGAAUUGGCAUUCCUUGAAAUCACAAGAUCCGAUUUCAAUCGUUCACAAUACUAUAUCCAGAAAUUCUACAGGCUGUUCCGUGACCAAUGGGCAUCGACUCAUCCUCUGGCACUGGCAAGUCGACACCGUAUUCUACAACCCAUUCAAAAGGUGGUGGAAGUCGAAGAAUUCUUGGGAUUAGUGACGAAUGAUAAACGUGCAAUUGAAGUUGAUAAGAUGGAGAAGUUGGUAUCACUAUGGAAAACAAGAUAUCCAUCGUCAUUCGAUGAUAUUCUCGUGUGGGACGAUCUCGUUAGUUUCAGAAGUGUCUUGCUCGAGAAGAUCUAUGAGAGAUUCAUCGGACAGAACAACAAUGACGAAGCUAAAGAAGAUGGCGUAAAGAAUCUGCUGAUUCGCGAACGUGCAGAACUCUAUCACCAGAUGUCAAAAGGUGCAAGAAAACUUGGAAAUAUCAUUGUCUCCGAGGCUUACUUCCGUCUCGCCGUCAAGAGCUAUCCAAAGACCAGAGAGAAUGAUCUAGCAUUCCCACUGGUUAGCUCACUCAUCAAGAUCUAUUGUCUGAAAGCAAAAAACAGUACUACCCAAGUGGAAACACUCGAUCGUUUCAUUAAGGCACUGAAAUUCGUUGAGUCGAAAUCCGAUGAAGAUUCCAUCAAGAACAAUCCCGAUAAUUUGCAGCGUUACAAACGUUUGCAUGGUAACAUUCAAUGGGAGAUCUACCAACUCGAUCAAAAACUAGGUUCAAACCUUGUAAUGGAGAAUCUAAAGAAGAAUGGAUUGACCUCACUCUCCUCACUUCCAACCACCAGACUCUCAAGUGAGUUAUUCUCAUUGGCCUAUCAAUCAUACAGUCAAAGUAUUCAACUUUAUGAUUCCAACAGUAACAACAACAAUGAUACUCAUAAAUCAAAGAGUGCUUACCUUCAAUUCGGUAACUUUUGUGAUACUGAAUUACAAAGACGUGGUGAUCAAUCUGAAGAUUCCAAUAGAUUGGCCGUGUCCGUUGUCAAUUCCAUUAUGAAUGCCAUCAAACAAGAGAUUCCAGGUGCAAUUGAAAAGUUCCCAAGAUUGUUGGAAAUUAUCAGUCAAUACGAAAAGGCAGCAAAGGAAUUUGUCGAGAGAACCAAACAGAUUCCAUGUUGGAUGUUUAUCCGUUGGCAAAGUCAGAUGUUCCCUUAUCUCGAUACACCACAAGGUCCUUACAUUCUCCCGAUUCUCCAAGAGAUCGCUAGUAACUACCCUCAAGCAAUCUACUUCCCAUUCAAGAUUAGCAGUGAACAAUUUGGUCCGACCGCCAAAAAGUUGACAGCCAAACUCGAACAAACUCUAAAGAAUCCACUUAUCGAUACGUUGAUCAGUGAAUUUGAAAGAUUGACUCAUCCUGAACACAGAUUCAAAGACUAUAUGGAAACAGUUAAAACAAUGAUGAAAUCAACACCGAUCAAUACCUCGGAAAUUCAAAAGUUGGGUGUUGAAAUCUAUAAUGAUUGUUUCAAUCCACAUACGGUCAGAGGUGACUACAAUCUUAAAUUUGCAAAGGAAUGGGAUCAUCAUUAUAGUCAACAUUUCAGUAAGGAUGGAUCGAAAUUGGCUAAAAUGGAUGUAAAGAAACUGGUGGAACUAGUUGCUGACAUGUCAGGAAAGAUGGCCAAGACAAUGAAACCAUCGUCAACCGCAACAAUGAAACUAAAGGAUUUCAGUAAUUGGCUUGUUGAAUUCGAUCGUUCCAAUCAACUCACUGAAAUAGAGCUACCCGGUCAAUAUCAUGGAACCUCCAAACCACAACCGGAAAUUCACAUCAAGAUAUCUUCGUUCGAUCCGAAUCUACUUGUGAUGGGAUCGCUUCGUAAACCCAAGAGAAUCAAGAUACACGGUAGUGACGAACAAGACUAUCCAUUCUUGAUUAAAGGUGGUGAAGAUCUGCGUUUGGAUCAGCGUAUUCAACAGUUGUUCUUUGUAAUGAAUGAAAUACUGAAGCGUGAUCCUGCCACUUCCAAACGUGGUUUACAUAUCAAGACUUACCAGGUAGUUCCAAUGACUGGUAAAGUCGGUAUUAUCGAGUGGCUAAACGACACGAAACCGCUCAAAGAGAUUAUCGAGGAUCAGAUGGCUGUUCACCAGAAUGUAGAGAGAUCGAAUGUCUCACUUUCAAGAAUGGAAGCAUACAAGAUUCACAAUGAAUGGAUCAACUCUUUUGGAAAGUAUAUCAAAAUGGCAAAUCCACCUGCUGGACCUCUGUACCAACAGAUGUUUAUGCACUCGGAUCGUGCCGACGCCAUAAAGAAGCAGGAGAAACAACACGACAAAGUACCAGCCAAUCUGUUACAAAACGGUAUUUGGGCGAUCUCUUCAUCACCGGAAUCCUAUUUAUUCAUCAGAAAUUCAUUUGCACGUUCACUCGCCACCUUUAGCAUUUGUUCUUACAUCAUCGGUAUUGGAGAUCGUCAUCUUGAGAACUUCUUGAUCAGUCAGAAAGACGGUAUAUUGAUUGGUAUCGAUUUCGGACAUGCUUUUGGUACGGCAACACAAUUCCUUCCGAUCCCCGAAUUGAUGCCAUUCCGUCUGACUCGUCAGUUCACCAGCUUCUUGAUGCCGUUGGACUCGGUUGGAUUGUUGUCGCACAAUAUGACACAUACUCUUACAGCUAUCCAAAACAACAAGGACUUCCUCCUGAGCACUAUGGACGUCUUUGUAAAGGAACCACUUAUCGAUUGGAUAAAACUGGCAUCACGUCUUGGAAAAGAACAAGGUAAAGGUCACAAAUCGGUUGAAUCUUGGUUCCCUAAAGAGAAAGUUGACAUUGCCAGAAGAAAAUUGGAGAGAUGGAAUCCAGCCUAUAUCACAAGUGAAGAACUUGCCAACUCUGUUCACAAAGGUCAAAUCUACGAAAAGAGUAUUCAAAACGUUGUCAAAGGUGAUCCUAAACACAACAUCAGAGCGAAAGCUUGUCAAAUUUGUUCAACUGCAAAAGAACAAGUGGAUUGUCUCAUUGAUCAAUCCACAGAUCCAAACAUCCUAGCCAGAGCAUGGGCUGGUUGGUCUUCAUGGAUUUAA